AAUGUUUUUUUUACUAGAAAGCGCCUUUCAGCACCCGAUCUCAAAUGCAUCUUACGUAAACAAUUUUUGCUUUUAGUUGACUACACCACUCAAUGUUCCCUACAACCAAUUUGUUAUAACAUGACAUCUCAAUCAAGUGUGAUUAGUCGUGAGAGAGGUUCCAAAAUCCCUUUUACCAUGAAACGUCCACGUUCAUCCUAUUCCAGUCUCCAGUUAGUGGAGCUGGAGAAGGAAUUUCACUACUCCGCCUAUCUCACUCAACAGCGUCGAAUGGAACUGGCUGAACAAUUAAAACUCACUGAAAUGCAAAUAAAAAUUUGGUUUCAAAAUCGAAGAAUGAAACAGAAAAAGGCAUCAGUCACCUUCAAUCCACCUGUCACCACCGAUUCACCUCUCAGUUACGAAAACCACUGCCCAUGCAUCCUGCCUUCCCGACGGUGGACACAUCAACAGGAGGACAUGAAAUUAAUGAAUCGACUAAAUAAAAGACUGAACAUUUCAAUGUGUGUGGGUUAG
Messenger RNA from Hydatigera taeniaeformis, 516 nucleotides. The record is from the annotation of a GenBank genome assembly. Lineage: Eukaryota; Metazoa; Platyhelminthes; Cestoda; Cyclophyllidea; Taeniidae.